This is a messenger RNA of Oncorhynchus tshawytscha (Chinook salmon), 6009 nucleotides long. Its product is annotated as somatostatin receptor type 2-like. The record is from RefSeq and is a predicted model, not a curated record. Gene Ontology annotation, molecular function: neuropeptide binding; somatostatin receptor activity. Gene Ontology annotation, biological process: cellular response to estradiol stimulus; neuropeptide signaling pathway; cellular response to glucocorticoid stimulus. Gene Ontology annotation, cellular component: neuron projection; membrane. The transcript has 3 exons. Lineage: Eukaryota; Metazoa; Chordata; Actinopteri; Salmoniformes; Salmonidae. The coding region runs from base 623 to 1744 and encodes 373 amino acids.
CCUAACGUAAUAGCCUGGUGACAACGAGGUUACUGCAUGCUUUUAUUUUAUUAAAUGGGAGGAAACUGAGAAGGAACGGGGAAAUAAUGGACCAGUAACUCCAUCUGUGUUUCGGGCUGGAGAACAGUAGCAAGCAACAGCAACAGCCCUGUACGAGGUCUCUACCCGGUGUCUGUCAUUACAAGCUGUGAGUAGCUAAUACAAGCUGCGCGCGCUCCGCAUCUCCACUCUAUCCGGCCCUUUUCACUCAAGGCAUUCUCUGUGCGCACCUUACCAUGUAGCCAGACGCAGAGUCGUGCCACAUACAUUUAUUCAUUUUCUUGCGUAGACAAAUUUUCAAUGAUCUCGAUCUUUUGUAUAACUUAUUUCAGCAUGAUGGCAAAUUAUCAAAGGUUGUUUAUUUUGGAAGGUGAAUUCAAAUGGCAGAGCUGUCAAACCUCGUUUCGGCUGAACGUAUUGGAGAGGUGUUUGAGAAUGUUUCAUGGUGGGAAAUGAAGACCCAUUGAACUCAGAUAAACGGAAUAAAGUUUUACAUUGGAUUAUAUUUAAUCGAUUUUAAAGGUGGGAUGUCAUAGUCCGAGUUACUUGGCUAUCUGAGAGACAUUGAGGAACCAGUGCCACCAUGGACUCCUGGGUGUUCCCCUCCUCGCUCCCCAACCUAACCGAAGAACCCCUGAUGUACGACAGCUUUAUUCUGGGCAACGAGUCAACGGAACCCAAUGGUACCUAUACGGGUGACAACACGUUCAACCAGACCAGCACCAUGGUCAUCACCUUCCUCUACUUCCUGGUGUGUGGUAUCGGUCUCUGUGGCAACGCCCUUGUGAUCUACGUCAUCCUGCGCUACGCCAAGAUGAAGACGGUCACGAAUAUUUACAUCAUGAAUUUGGCAGUCGCAGAUGUUCUGUUCAUGUUGGGGUUACCGUUCAUCGCCAUUCAGCUGGCGCUGGUCCACUGGCCAUUCGGUGCGGUGCUGUGCCGCGUGGUCAUGACCGUGGACUCACUCAACCAGUUCACCUCCAUCUUCUGCCUUAUGGUCAUGAGCAUCGACCGCUACCUGGCCGUUGUGCACCCCAUCCGGUCCACCAAGUGGCGCAAGCCACGUAUGGCCAAGACCAUCAACCUGGCGGUGUGGGGGGUGUCACUCCUGGUCAACCUGCCUAUCAUAAUCUACAGCGGUUUAAUCACCAAGCACAACAGUUGCUUCUGUACCAUCGUGUGGCCGGAGCCUGAGGAGGCCUACUACACCGCCUUCAUGUUCUACACCUUCGUCCUGGGUUUCUUCCUCCCGCUCAUGGUCAUCUGCCUGUGUUACCUUCUCAUCAUCAUCAAGGUGAAGUCGUCAGGGAUCCGUGUCGGGUCCACUAAGAGGAAGCGCUCGGAGAGGAAGGUGACCCGCAUGGUGUCCAUCGUGGUUGCCGUGUUCGUCUUCUGCUGGCUGCCCUUCUAUGUCUUCAACGUGACGUCGGUGACAGGAACCAUCUCCACCACGCCCUUCCUGAGAAGCACCUUUGCCUUCGUGGUGGUCCUGGGUUACGCUAACUCGUGUGCCAACCCCAUCCUUUACGCGUUCCUGUCGGAGAACUUCAAGAAGAGCUUCCAGAACGUUCUGUGUCGGAAGAAGGUGGGCGGGCUGGAUGUGAUUGAGCGCAGCGACAGCAAGCAGGACAAGUCGCGCAUGAUGAAUGACCCCACGGAGACUCAAAGCACGCUGCUCAAUGGAGACCUGCAGACCAGCAUUUGAUGCUUGUUAAUUCUAAUGCAUCCCUUAUGUGUGAUCUAUACAGACAUCUUUGAUUUCACAUCAACUCUCCCUCAACCUCACAAGCUCACCACACACAAACAAAUAAACUAACAAAACGCACACACACCACACACACACACACACACACACACACACACACACACACACAGGUGUUUCUGCAGCUGGAAUCGGUCAUCCUGACCUGUUAUCAUGCCCUAUGAACAGCUCACAUAGGGAGAGUGAUUGUCGUUGAUCUCAUGGUGUGAUAUUUUGUAAGCAUUUUCUUCUCACUGUGGACGAGAUGAAAAAAAUGCCAAAGGAACUAAGCCCUCAUGGUGUCUGCUCCUCAACGGCUGUUAUCAUGUUCUUUAUGUCUCAUAUCUCUGUUUACCAACUCUCUCUUUACUUUCUCAAAAGACAUACAAUGACAUGACAUUGGGUUUUCCUGGUCGUAAAACCCACACAUUGUGAUAUCUUCAUAAAGGAGAGAACAUAAACUGUAGUUGUGACUGCUCUCUGGUGUUUGGGUGGAAAGCUGAAGAUGUGUACUGAGUGUAUUGACGCUGGUGGACAGUGACAGGAUCAUGUGAGGACCAGAACAGGGUUGUGUUCAUUAGGCCCCAAACGGAAGAAAAGGGACUGAAACCGGGAAGUGCUACCUGAAAUGGUCUAAUAAGAAACAUGCGUUUUCCGCUGCAGAACAUUUUGACAUGUCCCAGACUGUUACCUACGGUUACUGAUUGACAGCAGACGAGACUUAACCAUGGAGAACAAGGAUUCCCUGCACAUAGGUUUACACUAGCAGGGUGAACCACCACCUCAAUCAGUCUUUGUCACAUUGUCCUGUAGCCAAGAUAAAUACCAGACUAGGACGUAGGAAGUAUGCCAAAGUGAGACUAGGACUAUAGCAGACUCACUGUGUGCAUAUUGUCUGUUUACAAAGAUUGUGUCCAAAAUGGUGGGCAGAAUGUGGAAUUAGUAACAUGCCUCUAUUCUUAGAUACUGUAUUACUUAACACAACAGUGAACAGCAGGCCACAUCACCUCUGGAUCACUACACCAAGGUGUAGUUUGCUUAUCUAAUGACUUACUACAGAGAGAGGAGGAACAGUAGAGAUACUGGGACUACUUUGAAAUGACAUAAAAACACAUUAUAUCCCACAUGGUUAAUUUGCUGGCACAAGUCCUGCUGAGACUUAUACUGUCCAAAUAUGGACUCCGCAAAGUCAGUUUAACAUUAUGGUUGACUUUAGUGGGUUUUUUUAACCUCAGAAAGACACAUAUUUGCUGUGGACAAAUAUUCAUCAGUGAGUCAUGGACCUACAGCGCACAGCUGAACAGAGUUACAGAGUUGGAAUCACAUGACCUAAUGAUGACUGUAUGAAGUCCCCCGAUAACUAUGAAUGCACCCUUACUAUGUAAUUGAACAGUUUCUCUCCCUGUGUGUGAGAGAGAGUGAGUGUACACGUGUGUGUGUGUGUGUGUACUGUACACCGUGUUUUAUUUGAUACAGCAUUCAGUCCAAGGCCAUGAUUAGUAGAAGUGUAGAAUGAGUAGAUAUUGUACCCAAUAUGGGUACCAGGUGACCUCACCAGGAAAAACUCAGGGCCCAAAUUAGAAUUCUAGCCCAGAGUGUUUCUUGGUCAGGUCACAUGACCAGUAAGGGUGCAGAGUCCUACUACAGAGAUGAAUGCUGACAUUUUGUUAUAUUGACGGUAUUAGCAUGGCAUCGACCAAGGCUAAUCACUAACCAAACUGCUGCUAGACUGUAUAGACUCCAAUGUGUGCUGUAAUUGUCAAGUCAACAUUGUCAUGUCGUGGUUGAGAAUCAUUUAAUUAAUUUUUCGUCCAAGCUGAAUAGAACUGUUUGAUAGUUUAGAUAGCAAAGACAAUGCAUUUUUCAAUCCUAUUGUCCAGUCCUAUUUGAAACCAUCCCUUGUCACGUUUCACCUCAUUCAUAAAUUGUUGCUAUUGCUGUUAUGUUGCAGUUACAGAAUAAUGUCCAAGAAAGACCAGUCUUUGCUUCAGCAGGUAUUGAAUACUGUAGUGGUCUUCUUUGCUGUAAAUUAAGCAGCGCUAAUCUGUUUCUCCAUCAAGCAUCAUUUCUUCAAAGCCCAAAGAACAAAUCCACAGUCUGAUCAGUUACAAUUCAAAAUGGCAGUCGUCAGAAACACUGCAGGUCACGCUACAAACACAGAUAAAUCUCUACCGCAUCGUGGAUUCAUUAUUUGAAAUAGUUACCCUUAGUUUGGCAGCUGUUUGACCUGCAUCUGACCCACAUUUUAUAGCUGGUCUUCAGGCUUGCCGAGUCAUGUUGUGUUUGAGAUGCUGAGCUCAUCACAGGCUACCCAGGCCCAGGGCAGGACAAUCACCCACAUACCCCUACUAUUUCUGAAAGGUCAAGUCUACUCAUCCCAGGCCACCCAUGCAGGCCCAGGGCAGGACAAAUUACCAACCUAUCCCACACUGCCUGACAGGUCAGCUUUGGCACACUGGCACAUGGAGCAUUACCACUGGGCACACACUAGUUCAAUCAACAUUGUUUCCACGUCAUUUCAACGUGGAAUAGACGUUGAAUUGACCUCCGUUCCCAGUGUGCCCGCGCUUUGGGAGGUCAGAGGUCAUGCUGAGGCCUCCAGUCUGAGCGAUGUGAAUUUGAGAAGGGCUAGAAAACAUUGUACCCCUACAGGGGUGCAGCAGUGUUCAUUCUACUCCCCAUCAUCAUCACUCCCUAAAUCUCACAGGUAUAACCUGUGGUAGGAUCUAUGCCUAUAUGGUAGUGUGUACUAUACUGUAGAUCUAGCUAGAACAGUCAGUACAAAGCCUUCUCCUCUUACAUAAAGGUUCACCUGACCCAAAGUGCCAUUGUCUCCAGGUGCCGUUGACGCCAUUCCAUUUGUUCCAUUCCAACCAUGAUUAUGAGCCGUUCUCCCCUCAGCAGCCUCCUAUGAUAUAAACUAUUGUAUUGGAUUGUCUUUACAUUUUGAAUAGCAUCACAUUUGAUUUGCAAUUGACAGAGCAGUGGUUCCCAAUACUGUUACGUGUGAAGGAGAGCUCAGGCUCCACAAUCUGGCUUCAACCUCCAUUAUGAGUGGCCGCUGUAUCUUUGCUUCGUGAAAAACUUUUUCAGAGCUUUUUUGACUAAUAAAAAAUCUGACCAUGGCCUUUUUUUUUCUUUGACAUUUCUCAUGCUUAUUAGACUUCAUUUGAGAUUACAAUAUUACAUGCUGUUGUUCGUUUACAACCUGCAGUGGGUAAUAUGUUAGGAUAGCAGCACCCUGGCUUGGCUACAUUGUCUGUAGACCUUACAGAAUGGGGACUAUGACUACACAUCCUACAAGUGCUGACGUUAAUUGAUAUGUUAUUAGCUAUACAAAGUUUCAGGCUGUUGUAGAACUGUUGCAAAUAGCUAGCCAACAUGGUUAUUGUGAUAUAAAGGGCAACUCUAUAGCCUCCAUUCACCAUGUGUCCAUUACUAUUAUUAUUCUCAGUAGAUAGAAGUUGCUGGCUGCUAUGGAUGAUGAUGGUUGAUUAUCUUACGGUGACCACACUAGGACAUGCCCCUGUCCACACUAGGACAUGCCCCUGUCCACACUAGGACAUGCCCCUGUCCACACUAGGACAUGCCCCUGUCCACACUAGGACAUGCCCUGUCCACACUAGGACAUGCUCCUGUCCACACUAGGACAUGCUCCUGUCCAUACUAGGACAUGCUAGUGUCCACACUAGGACAUGUUCCUGUCCACACUAGGACAUGCUCCUGUCCACACUAGGACAUGCUCCUGUCCACACUAGGACAUGCUCCUGUCCAUACUAGCACAUGCUAGUGUCCACACUAGGACAUGUUCCUGUCCACACUAGGACAUGCUCCUGUCCACACUAGGACAUGCUCCUGUCCACACAAGGACAUGUUCCUGUCCACACUAGGACAUGCUCCUGUCCAUACUAGGACAGCUUCCUAAUAGGACAAUGUAUCACCUACCCUCAAGCAUCACCACCAAGGGAGACAAGAUCUGACCCUGUAUCAGUGGUUAGGGACAACUUCUACCCACUCCACUCUUCUCAACUAGAGUCUGUUGCUGAAUGGUUUAAUUUGUUUGCCUCUGUACAAGGAAUUAGUAUUGCUCAGGGGCAUUCUCUCUCUCCGAUUCCAUUCUGCCAUUAUGUCAUGUUUUUGUACAAAAUCUAUAUUUAGCAUUGUUAAUAUUAUUGCUGUUCCUUAGAAAUAUUGCUCCUUUGUUUGCUCAUAAAAGUAUUGCAGUUGCA